UAGUUAGCACGCUCUCAGUCCAUUAUCAGCUCUCGGUUGAAUCAAACGUGUGGUGUUUUUUUUUGCCAGCUUUAUUGCCAUUCCACAUAUUGUUGUCACUUGUCACCUUAGGGUUAGAGACACACUUCAGUAGUCAAAAGUGCUUUAUUGGCAGAAGUUGUCCGGAAUAAUUGCGCGCAAUCGAAGUGCGGCCUGUGUGAUUUGAGUCAUCAACCGAGCGAGCUGUUAUCGUCGUCUAAGUCAAAGUCAGAGUGAAGUGCUUUAGGGCAAAAAAUGAAGCAGCGUAAGAGGAAUGCAUCAAUCUGAUGUCAUUGCAUAGUAAAACAACCGAAUAAACCACGAUGAUGAAAAAAGCUCUGAGACGCAGUGUGGCCGACUCAGAAGAUGGUAGCAGAUCUUCGACCUCCAGCCGCCGGUCAUCCCAGUUCAUGGUGGUCGAUUUCACCAAAGAUGAAAUCGCUCAUCGUUCCUUUACAGCGCACCAAACAGCACCGGCUCAGGACUUCUACAGACUUCGGCAACGCUGUCUCGAUGAUGGCAUACUUUUCGAUGAUACGGAUUUUCCACCCGGUCCCAGCUCUCUCUCCAAGCUCUCCGGUCAACCAACGGACCAAACAAUCCUGUGGCUACGGCCGAAAGAAAUCUGUCGGAAGCCAAAGUUCUUCGUCGAUGGUGUCUCGCGCUUCGACGUUCGUCAGGGUAACCUCAACGACUGUUGGCUUCUUACGGCUACGGCGAAUUUAACGGCCAAUGAGCGACUGUUUAGGAAAACCGUUCCACUGGAUAACACUUUUGAAGAUGGUAGUUACGCGGGCAUUUUCCACUUCCGUUUUUGGCAGUUUGGUCAGUGGGUAGAUGUGGUGAUCGACGAUCGACUUCCGACACGGGAUGGGCAGUUGCUGUACAUGAGAUCUAGUCAGAAGAAUGAGUUUUGGAGCGCAUUGUUGGAGAAAGCUUACGCCAAACUUCACGGAUCUUAUGGAGCCUUGAAUGGGGGCACUGCAAGAGAAGCUAUGCAGGAUUUCACCGGAGGUAUUACGGAGUCUUACCGUUUGAGGGCUAAGGAAUCUCCACCAGAGAAUCUGUUCGAAAUUAUUCACACCGGGUUUCAGAGGGGAUCGAUGUUCGCUUGCAAUAUACUGCCUGAUCCAAAUAUCCCUGAAGCUCAUACACCGGAAGGCCUUCUGAAGGGUCAUUCGUAUUCGAUAACCAAAACGCACAUUUUUGAUCCUUUGAAAUGUCAGUUGAUAAGGUUGAGGAAUCCCUGGGGAGAUGGUGUGGAAUGGAACGGAGCAUGGAGUGAUCGUUCGAAAGAAUGGGACGCCAUUUCGAAAGCUGAGAGAAAGCGUAUUGGGCUUACGCUAGAUAACGAUGGCGAAUUCUGGAUGAGCUUCCAAGAUUUUUUGCGCUUCUUUGACCGGGUAGAGAUUUGUAACCUUUCGCCUGAUCCCUUGGAUGAUCCGGAAGCCAGUCAACGGGGUUGGAAGGUAUCGACGAUUGACGGCGAAUGGGUGAAUCAAUCAACGGCCGGGGGCUGUAUUGAUUACCUUGAUACUUUCUGGACUAACCCGCAGUACGUUAUUCGGUUGGAUCAGCCGGAUCAAGACGAUAGCUCUGGAAUGUGUACCAUUGUAAUUGCUUUGAUGCAAAAGUUUCGGAGAGCUGAGGAUCUAGCAAGCCUCACAAUUGGUUUUGUGGUCUACCGGAUUACCGAGGAAGACCUUCGCCACAAACCUAUUCCAAUGAAAUUUUUCAAGAAGAACGAUUAUCGCAUAGUUGAGAAAUCAAUCUUUAUCAACUCCAGAGAAGUCAGCUGCAGAUUGCGUUUGAACCCAGGGGUCUAUCUGCUCAUCCCAUCUACUCUGAAUCCUCAUGAAGAGGGCGAAUUCUUAGUACGUAUAUUUUCCGAAUUCCGUAACUGCCUUGAAGAAAAUGACUGUACCGUUUGCUUCGGAACGAUGGAUGAUCGCAUUUCCGGCCCCUUGCUAGAAACCGGAGAUUGGGAGCAUAUGGUCCGCAACUUCUUCGACAUGGCUGAUCGCAAAGGAGAAAUCGACCACCUCGCGCUCAGUGCCAUCCUCAACAAAUUCUUUUUUUCACCACCGCCAAACAAAACCAAAAAGCGCCCAACCAUGUGGCAGUCGAUAAACAUUCAACUACGUAACAUCUUCCUCUGUUGGUGGAUGCCAUUCUUCCGAACUAAACCGAACAAAAACCCUAAAACACCGAACCGAUCUCUAGUUCACCAAAUCUCCAAGCUCUUAAUAGCUCGAAUAACGCUGAACCAUUCCUCGGCCCAGCAGCUAAACUAUGACCAGUUUAGAACCGUAAUAAGGGACAUGCAGCAGUGGCAGGCCGUAUUCAAUCUGUACGAUCUCGAUCGAAGUGGCUACCUAGACCGGACCGAGCUCAAAAGAGCACUCAACUCGUCCGGCUUCAACGUCAGCAAUCGAGUGCUGCAUGAACUUCUACGGAGGGCGCGCGAUGAACAACGGGACAAAAUGGACCUGGUAGAUUUCGUUCUCUGUGCCGUUGAAAGUCGCAAUGCAAUUGAAAAACUUCAGCAAAACAUAACCGAUGACGCUAAACGUAUUUUUGGAUCCGAGGAGAAAACGAGAAAUUGAAACAAACCUAUUUCAUCGCUCGCUUCAACAUUUCUACGCAACUUGAUUAAACCUUAAUGUGAUUCCGUAAGAAGAUACGCUUCCUUUACACACUUGGGCAUUGACUGUUGAUAUCCAAUACCUGUUAUGAAUACAUUAUUGUAUGUAACCGACUGUAGACAACCUUCGCCAAAUCUGUUCGCAUUAUACAAUACGUAUUUCAAGUCAGCAAGAUAAUCAUUUAUUAUACCAAU
Messenger RNA from Uranotaenia lowii, 2857 nucleotides. RefSeq names its product calpain-B-like. Gene Ontology annotation, biological process: proteolysis. Gene Ontology annotation, cellular component: cytoplasm. NCBI's taxonomy places the organism in Eukaryota, Metazoa, Arthropoda, Insecta, Diptera, Culicidae. The transcript has 5 exons. Gene Ontology annotation, molecular function: calcium ion binding; calcium-dependent cysteine-type endopeptidase activity. The coding region runs from base 342 to 2624 and encodes 760 amino acids. The record is from RefSeq and is a predicted model, not a curated record.